This is a messenger RNA of Gastrolobium bilobum, 1548 nucleotides long. Its product is annotated as chlorophyll synthase, chloroplastic. The coding region runs from base 67 to 1194 and encodes 375 amino acids. Gene Ontology annotation, biological process: chlorophyll biosynthetic process. Gene Ontology annotation, molecular function: chlorophyll synthetase activity. The transcript has 15 exons. NCBI's taxonomy places the organism in Eukaryota, Viridiplantae, Streptophyta, Magnoliopsida, Fabales, Fabaceae. Gene Ontology annotation, cellular component: membrane. The record is from RefSeq and is a predicted model, not a curated record.
CCAAAGAGAUUGAUAACCCGUGUCUCGUGCCAUCUUGAAGCUCCACUCACCAUCUCUUAAUCUUCAAUGGCUUCCUUACUCAACAUGGUUUCGCUUUCACCAAGAAUAUCAUCAACCCCAAGAACUCCUUCAGUUCAUGCUCGACCUGUUUUGGCACCGUUUUCUGUUUCAUUUACCAGGCGGAGAUUAACCAUUCGAGCAACAGAAACUGAUGCAAAUGAAGUUAAAUCUCAGGCACCGGAUAAGGCACCAGCUAAAAAUGGUUCAAGCUUCAAUCAGCUUCUUGGUAUUAAAGGAGCUGCCCAAGAAACAAAUAAAUGGAAGAUUCGUCUUCAACUUACAAAACCUGUCACUUGGCCUCCAUUAGUUUGGGGAGUAGUUUGUGGUGCUGCUGCUUCUGGAAAUUUCCAUUGGAAUUUUGAGGAUGUUGGUAAAUCAAUUCUGUGCAUGAUGAUGUCUGGCCCAUUCCUUACAGGAUAUACACAGACUCUGAAUGAUUGGUAUGACCGAGAAAUUGAUGCAAUAAAUGAACCUUACAGACCAAUUCCUUCUGGGGCAAUAUCUGAGAAUGAGGUAAUCACUCAAAUAUGGGUGCUGCUACUUGGAGGUCUUACCUUGGCUGGUAUAUUGGACAUAUGGGCAGGGCAUGAUUUCCCUGUAGUUUUUUACCUUGCUGUGGGUGGAUCUCUUCUGUCAUAUAUAUAUUCCGCACCUCCUUUAAAGUUAAAACAAAAUGGAUGGAUUGGAAACUUUGCCCUUGGAGCAAGUUACAUUAGUUUACCAUGGUGGGCUGGUCAGGCUUUGUUUGGGACUCUUACACCAGACAUAAUAGUUCUAACACUCCUUUACAGCAUAGCUGGAUUGGGAAUUGCCAUUGUCAAUGACUUCAAAAGUAUUGAGGGGGAUAGAGCUCUAGGGCUUCAGUCUCUUCCAGUUGCUUUUGGAGCUGAAACUGCAAAAUGGAUAUGUGUUGGUGCUAUUGACAUCACACAAUUAUCUAUUGCUGGAUAUCUACUUGGGGCUGGUAAACCGUAUUAUGCGUUGGCUUUACUUGCCUUAAUAGUCCCACAAGUCAUAUUUCAGUUCCAGUACUUCCUCAAGGAUCCUGUGAAAUAUGACGUUAAAUAUCAGGCUAGUGCACAGCCAUUUCUGGUGCUUGGUCUAUUGGUUACUGCUCUAGCAACUAGCCACUGAUCUUUUAUGUGCAAAAGUUACUAAAAGGGCAUUAAUUCAUGAAAUAAAGAUGAAGGAGGAGUCAACAGUGAGAAGGAAAUUCACAAAUCUUAGAUUGGCUGUUGUUAGGUACCAAUAUUCAAGAUAUGUGCCAUAGUUUUUGUUUGCCACCAUGCAUACAGGAAGUAUCACCAAGGCUUGUCCUGUAAUUUGGUUUUGUUCUCCCACUUAUUGGAGUUUUGAUGAUUUCUGAGUUUAGGUUGAGAAGGUUUCUUUUUUAGAAAGCUUGUACAAAAAGUAGACAUAUCCAAUUCCCUUUCAUGGUUUCAUAGACAAUACAUAAUUACGUACCCUAAUGCCAAAGGUUAUCCUAUA